GGUCUCUGUUUUGGGAUAACCGUACAUCUAAUUCCUUAAAGUAGUUUUAUAUGUAAAACUUGCAAGAUCAGAACAAUGCCUCCACGACCAUCAUCAGGUGAACUGUGGGGCAUCCACUUGAUGCCCCCGAGAAUCCUAGUAGAAUGUUUACUACCAAAUGGAAUGAUAGUGACUUUAGAAUGCCUCCGUGAGGCUACAUUAAUAACUAUAAAGCAUGAACUAUUUAAAGAAGCAAGAAAAUACCCUCUGCAUCAACUUCUUCAAGAUGAAUCUUCUUACAUUUUCGUAAGUGUUACCCAAGAAGCAGAAAGGGAAGAAUUUUUUGAUGAAACAAGACGACUUUGUGACCUUCGGCUUUUUCAACCCUUUUUAAAAGUAAUUGAACCAGUAGGCAACCGUGAAGAAAAGAUCCUCAAUCGAGAAAUUGGUUUUGCUAUUGGUAUGCCAGUGUGUGAGUUUGAUAUGGUUAAAGAUCCAGAAGUACAGGACUUCCGAAGAAAUAUUCUGAAUGUUUGUAAAGAAGCUGUGGAUCUUAGGGAUCUCAAUUCACCUCAUAGUAGAGCAAUGUAUGUCUAUCCUCCAAAUGUAGAAUCUUCACCAGAACUGCCAAAGCACAUAUAUAAUAAAUUAGAUAAAGGGCAAAUAAUAGUGGUGAUUUGGGUAAUAGUUUCUCCAAAUAAUGACAAGCAGAAGUAUACUCUGAAAAUUAACCAUGACUGUGUGCCAGAACAAGUAAUUGCUGAAGCAAUCAGGAAAAAAACAAGAAGUAUGUUGCUAUCCUCUGAGCAACUAAAACUCUGUGUUUUAGAAUAUCAGGGCAAAUACAUUUUAAAAGUGUGUGGAUGUGAUGAAUACUUUCUAGAAAAAUAUCCUCUGAGUCAGUAUAAGUAUAUAAGAAGCUGUAUAAUGCUUGGGAGGAUGCCCAAUCUGAUGCUGAUGGCUAAGGAAAGCCUCUACUCUCAGCUGCCAAUGGACUGUUUUACAAUGCCGUCUUAUUCCAGACGCAUUUCCACAGCUACACCUUAUAUGAAUGGAGAAACAUCUACAAAAUCCCUUUGGGUUAUAAAUAGUGCACUCAGAAUUAAAAUUCUUUGUGCCACCUAUGUAAAUGUAAAUAUUCGAGACAUUGAUAAGAUCUAUGUUCGAACAGGCAUCUAUCAUGGAGGAGAACCCUUGUGUGACAAUGUGAACACUCAAAGAGUACCUUGUUCCAAUCCCAGGUGGAAUGAAUGGCUGAAUUAUGAUAUAUACAUUCCUGAUCUUCCUCGUGCCGCUCGGCUUUGCCUUUCCAUUUGCUCUGUUAAAGGCCGAAAGGGUGCUAAAGAGGAACACUGUCCAUUGGCAUGGGGAAAUAUAAACUUGUUUGAUUACACUGACACUCUAGUAUCUGGGAAAAUGGCUUUGAAUCUCUGGCCAGUACCUCAUGGAUUAGAAGAUCUGCUGAACCCUAUUGGUGUUACUGGAUCAAAUCCAAAUAAAGAAACUCCAUGCUUAGAGUUGGAGUUUGACUGGUUCAGCAGUGUGGUUAAGUUUCCAGACAUGUCAGUGAUUGAAGAGCAUGCCAAUUGGUCUGUAUCCCGUGAAGCAGGAUUUAGUUAUUCCCAUGCAGGACUGAGUAACAGACUAGCCAGAGACAAUGAAUUAAGAGAAAAUGACAAAGAACAGCUCCGAGCAAUUUGUACACGAGACCCUCUAUCUGAAAUCACUGAGCAAGAGAAAGACUUUCUAUGGAGCCAUAGACACUAUUGUGUGACUAUCCCCGAGAUUCUGCCUAAAUUGCUACUGUCCGUUAAAUGGAAUUCUAGAGAUGAAGUAGCCCAGAUGUACUGCUUGGUUAAAGACUGGCCUCCAAUCAAACCUGAGCAGGCCAUGGAGCUUCUGGACUGUAAUUACCCAGAUCCUAUGGUUCGAAGUUUUGCUGUUCGGUGCUUGGAAAAAUAUUUAACAGAUGACAAACUUUCUCAGUACCUAAUUCAGCUAGUACAGGUCUUAAAAUAUGAACAGUAUUUGGAUAACCUGCUUGUGAGAUUUUUACUCAAGAAAGCAUUGACUAAUCAAAGGAUUGGGCACUUUUUCUUUUGGCAUUUAAAGUCUGAGAUGCACAAUAAAACAGUUAGCCAGAGGUUUGGCCUGCUUUUGGAGUCCUAUUGUCGUGCCUGUGGGAUGUAUUUGAAGCACCUGAAUAGGCAAGUUGAGGCAAUGGAAAAACUCAUUAACUUAACUGACAUUCUGAAGCAGGAGAAGAAGGAUGAAACACAAAAGGUACAGAUGAAGUUUUUAGUUGAGCAGAUGAGGCGGCCAGAUUUCAUGGAUGCUCUGCAAGGCUUUCUGUCUCCUCUCAACCCUGCUCAUCAACUGGGAAAUCUCAGGCUUGAAGAGUGUCGAAUUAUGUCCUCUGCAAAAAGGCCACUGUGGUUGAAUUGGGAGAACCCAGACAUCAUGUCAGAGUUACUCUUUCAGAACAAUGAGAUCAUCUUUAAAAAUGGAGAUGAUUUACGGCAAGAUAUGCUAACACUUCAGAUUAUUCGCAUUAUGGAAAAUAUCUGGCAAAAUCAAGGUCUUGAUCUUCGAAUGUUACCUUAUGGUUGUCUAUCAAUCGGUGACUGUGUGGGACUCAUUGAGGUGGUGAGAAAUUCUCACACUAUUAUGCAAAUUCAGUGCAAAGGCGGCCUGAAAGGUGCACUGCAGUUCAACAGCCACACACUGCAUCAGUGGCUCAAAGACAAGAACAAAGGAGAAAUAUAUGAUGCAGCCAUUGACCUGUUUACACGUUCGUGUGCUGGAUAUUGUGUAGCUACCUUCAUUUUGGGAAUUGGAGAUCGACACAAUAGUAACAUCAUGGUGAAAGAUGAUGGACAACUGUUUCAUAUAGAUUUUGGACACUUUUUGGAUCACAAGAAGAAAAAAUUUGGGUAUAAACGAGAACGUGUGCCAUUUGUUUUGACACAAGAUUUCUUAAUAGUGAUUAGUAAAGGAGCCCAAGAAUGCACAAAGACAAGAGAAUUUGAGAGGUUUCAGGAGAUGUGUUACAAGGCCUAUCUAGCUAUUCGGCAGCAUGCCAAUCUCUUCAUAAAUCUUUUCUCAAUGAUGCUUGGCUCUGGAAUGCCAGAACUACAGUCUUUUGAUGACAUUGCAUACAUUCGAAAGACCCUAGCCUUAGAUAAAACUGAGCAAGAGGCUUUGGAAUAUUUCAUGAAACAAAUGAAUGAUGCACAUCAUGGUGGCUGGACAACAAAAAUGGAUUGGAUCUUCCACACAAUUAAGCAGCAUGCAUUGAACUGAAAUGCUAACUGAGAAACUGAAAGCUCACUAUCUGGAUUCUACACUGCACUGUUAAAACUGUCAACAGGCAAAGACUGAUUGCAUAGGAAUUGCACAAUCCAUGAACAGCAUUAGAAUUUACAGCAAGAACAGACAUAAAAUACUAUAUAAUUUAAAUAAUGUAAACGCAAACAGGGUUUGAUAGCACUUAAACUAGUUCAUUUCAAAAUUAAGCUUUAGAAUAAUGCGCAAUUUCAUGUUAUGCCUUAAGUCCAAAAAGGUAAACUUUGAAGAUUGUUUGUAUCUUUUUUUAAAAAACAAAACAAAACAAAAAUCCCCAAAAUAUACAGAAAUGAUGGAGAAGGAAAAAGAAUGAUGUUCUUCUUUGUGUUGCAAAUGUUCUAUGUUUUGAAAUGUGGACACAACAAAGGCUGUCAUUGCAUUAGGUCUGAGUAAACUGGAGUUUAUGUUAAAUUACAUAAGAUUGGAAAAGAAUGAAAAUUUCUUAUUUUUCCAUUGCUGUUCAAUUUAUAGUUUGAAGUGGGUUUUUUGACUCCUUGUUUAAUGAAGAAAAAUGCUUGGGGUGGAAGGGACUCUUGAGAUUUCACCAGAGACUUUUUCUUUUUAAUAAAUCAAACUUUUUGAUGAUUUGAGGUCUUAUCUGCACAGUUUUGAAAGCAGGCACAAAUGAGACCUAUUAAAAGGUAGUGUUUUGGGGCUCUUUUUUUUCUGGACAGUAUUUACAAGGUUCUUAUACUUAUUUCCCAGGGAAAUUCUGGGCUCCCACAAAGUAAAAAAAUCAUCAGAGAAAAGGAAUGAGCAGGAAUAGUUCUUAUUCCAGAAUUGUACAGUAUUCACCUGAAGUUGAUUUUUUUCCUCCUUUUGCAAUUGAACUGAAUACAUUUUUCAUGCAUGUUUUCCAGAAAAUAGAAGUAUUAAUGUUAUUAAAAAGAUUAUUUUUUUUAUUAAAGGCUAUUUAUAUUAUAGAAACUAUCAUUAAUAUAUAUUCUUUAUUUACAUGAUCUGUCCCAUAGUCAUGCAUUGUUUUGCACCCCAAGUUUUUGUUGUUCGUAGCAGCAUGGUCAGCUUUUCUCUUGGUCUGUAGUUGAGGCUCAGGCACUGUCCCAUUUAUACCAAUAACCAGUGUAGAACUACGUAAGGAAAACAGAUUAAACUUCAUUCUCUUUCCUUUCAUUUCUUUGUUUUCACAUGAAUCCCCCAUCUUCCAUCCUCUCUUAUGUUGAGAAUGGCUCAAUCGUAUGAAAUUAGUCACCAAAAUUAACACAAUUUAGACUAUCUUCCUGAUUGCUUAAACUUCUCUACUGCAGUAUGCUCCUGAAUAAUUCUUUAUAAUAUGGAGGAAUAGAAACCAUGAAUUUUUUCCCUUUUUAAGUUAUGUAUCUAUAUCUCAAAAAUAAAAAUAGGACAUUAAACCAUUUUAAGGUCAUGUCCCAUUCCCAAGUAGCCUGGGCUCACUGUCCAACUUUAUAAAAUACCAUUCAAGCACAGGACACAUUCUUAAACUUUUCAGAAAAUGAACCCAAGAUGUAGGUGCCAGUGCUAGCCAUCCCGCUAGAAUCUGAUAUUUUGCUCAGUAUUUGAAAUGAAUGAUUAAUGUUCUAGGAAAUUAGCUUUAGCAAAUGUCCAGGUGCCACACCAAAAAAAGUGCAAUAAUUUAUUGACAGUUUUCUAGAUUAGGCAUAUUAUUGGAAAACAACUUUAUAAAGAGUGAAUAUUGUAUACGCAACUAAAACAGCAUCACUUUAAAAAUAUUCUUUUAUGAAAUCUGUUACCUGUAGUAGAAGUCUUGAGUAGUGAACAAGGGACUCUAAUACAAAUACUUUUACUAUCUGGCUAUUUUAGAACCCUUAAAGGGCAUAAUUAUUGAAAAUUUAGGUACUUCACUAAAGCAUGUAUAUAAUAUUGCCAACAAGAAAAAUUAAUUUGAAGAUUAAGGGAAUGUAUUUCUGUAAGUUUUCUUGGAAUAUUUAAGCAAACUUUAAACUCUGUUUUAGGCAGGAACCAGAUAGAUUCUUUUUCAUAACUUAUUAAAACUUAUUAACAUUUUAUGUUGUUUAUAUAUAGGCAGUUGAUACAUACUAACAUCCCAGUCUUUUUGAAAUCAGGGAUUGAUAGUAGGAAAACUCAGAAAAAUGGUACAAGUCUGAAACUUUGAUGGUGGAAACUGAAGAUUUAACAGAGAACUGUGUUUUACCCUAGUGCCAAAAAGCCUUGAACCUCCUUGCACAAAAUAUAGUGUUUGCAUUUUGUUUCACAUCAGUCUAGAUAAUUAUCCCCCUCCUUCUCCCAGAACCUCUCCACCAUUAAAACACACAAUCCACAUAGCUUAUUUCAUCAUUUACAUUUAUUUCCAAGAAUUAUUACAACCAAAUUAAUUAUAUUUGAAGUGUAGACAAAUUCUAUAAAGAAUAUAGAUUGUGAUCUAAGAAAGAAUUGAGGGACAGAGAGGCAAAGAACCAAACAUUUAAUUGAAUGCUGCAUGGGUGACUAAAAUCUGUUUCAAGUUAGCGAUAAUAUAGCCACUUCCAGGUACCUCAGUAUCAGAGAUCAGUUCCCACAGUUUGGACAGUUCUGUAACUGACUGUUCUUGUCACUGAAUAUGGUAUAACUGACUGUUGGCGCUACAGUUUCAUUGGGUCACUUGAGAAAUAUUUCCUUCAAUAAUUAUGCUGGAGAAAACAGAAACAUCUAAAGAAAAUAAAAUGUAAUUUUAAAUACGUUGUAGCAGGAAAUAACUUUGAAAAUUAUGCUUUAACUUUUUUCCAUAUUGUCAGCUAUACGUUUAUUUUGAAGAUUUUUAGACUGCUGUUAAAUUGAAAUUUGUUAAUUUUACUGUGGAAUUUGGGUUUUUUUUUUUUUUAAGAAAAAAAGAUGUUUCUAGUUGGAUUUUUUUUAAAGAAUGGAAUUUGGUUGCUCUUUUACAAUAGAACCUAAGCUUUUUGUGGUUCUUAGUGUCCUAUGUAAAACUUAGUGUCAAAGUAAUCAACUUUGAGGUUUUCCCUUCUAUUCUGCUUUAUAUAAAAAGCCCAUUAGGAAAUGGGAACCUGGUGAAUAUAUAAUGAAUUGUAAAAUAUUUUAAUGUGUAACUUUUUCAACUGUGAAACUGACUAUUGAUUUUUUGAUGAAAACAGCUGCUGAUAAAGUAUUUUGUGUAAA
Carlito syrichta (Philippine tarsier) is the source of this 6438-nucleotide messenger RNA. It is a transcript of the gene PIK3CA, whose product is annotated as phosphatidylinositol-4,5-bisphosphate 3-kinase catalytic subunit alpha. Gene Ontology annotation, cellular component: plasma membrane; phosphatidylinositol 3-kinase complex, class IA; phosphatidylinositol 3-kinase complex, class IB. The record is from RefSeq and is a predicted model, not a curated record. Lineage: Eukaryota; Metazoa; Chordata; Mammalia; Primates; Tarsiidae. Gene Ontology annotation, molecular function: 1-phosphatidylinositol-3-kinase activity; 1-phosphatidylinositol-4-phosphate 3-kinase activity. Gene Ontology annotation, biological process: phosphatidylinositol-3-phosphate biosynthetic process; phosphatidylinositol-mediated signaling; cell migration. The transcript is spliced from 20 exons. The coding region runs from base 76 to 3282 and encodes 1068 amino acids.